UUCAUUAACACGACGAGUAUUCGAGAAAAGAAAUCUUUCUUAAAAUUUUCUUGGAAUCCAAGCAAACAAGAAACAAAUCAUGGCAUCAGGACAACGUGAGGCAGAGAGGUCCGCGAAGGCCGAGAGAGCUGAGGCUGCGGCGAGUCUAGCGGCUGACGAUUUGAAAGAUAUCAACAAAGGUGAUGUGACGUACAAGGUAACGGAGAGGACAACAACUACCGAGCCGGAGAGGCCUGGGCUGCUAGGUUCAGUGAUGAAGGCGGUGCAAGGAACGAAAGAAGCAGUGAUCGGUAAAAGCCAUGAUGCGGCUGAGUCAACGAGAGAGGGAGCCGAGAUUGCAUCGGAGAAGGCAGCGGGGAUGAGAGACGCCACAGGAGAGAAGGCCGGAGAGGCGACGGAAGGGAAAGAUGCGGGAGUGAGUAAGAUUGGUGAACUGAAAGAUAGUGCGGUGGACACAGCCAAGAGAGCUAUGGGUUUCUUCUCGGGCAAGACAGAGGAAACCAAACAAAAAGCCGUUGAGACUAAAGACACGGCCAAGGAAAAAAUGGAGGAGGCGGGAGAAGAAGCGAGGCGGAAGAUGGAAGAGAUCAGACUUGAGGGCAAAGAACUUGAAGAGGAUGCUUCUAGAAAGACACAACAGAGCACCGAAUCGGCUGCUGACAGAGCCCAAGAGACUAAAGAUUCCGUAGCCCAAAGAGGUGAAGAAGGAAAGGGAAGUAUAAUGGGUGCGUUGGGGAACAUGACCGGAGCCAUAAAGAGCAAGCUGACUGGUGCUACGACGCCAUCUGAUGAAGAGACACUCGCAGCGGCACGUGGAGACGAAGGCACAGGGAAAACAACUGUGACUGUUGACGUGAAAGAUACUAGGCCUGGACAGGUGGCAACGGUACUGAAAGCGGCGGAUCAGAUGACCGGUCAAACUUUCAACGACGUUGGAGAGAUCGAUGAAGAGACAGGGAAAGUGAAAGUCGUCGUGGGAGAGAAAGGGAAGCUGGGAUAAACUUAAAAAUAUACGUUUUGUGGUUUUCUGUAAAACGAAGAUAACAAGUUUUUCUUUUCUCUCUGUUAUGUCUUUUUCAACUUGACUUGUAAUAAAACUACUACUGUUUUUGCAUAUUUGAUUUGAUUUUCGUUGUGAAUAAGAAAUCUACUUAAGGGUG
Messenger RNA from Arabidopsis arenosa, 1160 nucleotides. The record is from the annotation of a GenBank genome assembly. Lineage: Eukaryota; Viridiplantae; Streptophyta; Magnoliopsida; Brassicales; Brassicaceae.